UGCAAUAUCAAACGUCUUUAACAUAAGUCUUUGCAAAUAAAGGGCGACUACAAGUGUACCUGUCGUCUCUGACGUCAGAACUGCCUUAUUUGUCACUGAGCUAUCAUUGGUUUGUGUAGGCCCAUCGUUUCUUCUGCAGUGGCCAUAUUUGUUGAUGUGUCACAUUAGAGUGACUUGUUGGUGAUCAGCUGGUCAAACACUGAGCUCCAAGUUCACCCUUACAACCGCUUUGCCUCCGGAAAUACACCAUGGCUUUUCGGAUUUGAUCUGAACAAGGGAGGGACCACUGAGCAGACAGGUCCUGCAGAUCCACAGAUUCACAGAUAAUGGAAGUAUCAGAGGCUAAUUCAGAGUCAGAGGUGUCACGCUCAGCAGGGCAGCUUCACAACAGUGCAUCGAACGUUGAGGAGGAGGAGCACAUUUAUCUCAGUAGUGCAAUUGAGGAAGAAACAUGCAGGAAGGUAGAAGAUGAAUUACUCAAGACUACAACAGAUGCUGAGGCUGAUACGUGCAGCAAUGCAGAGCAGAAAGCUCAGACAUGUAGCCAGGAGGAUCGAAAUGGGAGGGAGCCACCUUCUGAUACCAGAUGUAAGAGCAGUGUAGUUUCAUUUGGAAGUGACGGAUCGUCAGAGAGUCUUUUAAAUGAAGCUGCUGCUGAGUUGGAAAACCCUGUCCUCCCACAAACUGUAGAAGAAAGCUCUUCUGCUGUCUCUGAGGGAACCUCAUUCAGUGUUGAGACUGCUAUUCAGAACAGUGAUGAGCAGCCACCACUCCAGGUUAGUGGUUGUUCCUCAGAGCCUUCACCUGUGGUCAACAGUGACCCAGCAGAGAGUCCAGUAACGUAUUCUGUCCAAAGCACUUCCAAAAACUCACUUUCUGACUCUACAACAACCUCUGGGAUCUCUAACGGCCCGUCCAGCCCGAGCUCUGACACCGUCAGCUUCUCGCCUGCUUCCAGCCCACAAGCCAGUGCCAACAACUUGGUCCCCUUGCAUUCCUCAUCCAGCCCCUACGACACCGACUGCAGCCGAAAGCUUAUUUCCCAGAUCCAGCGCUCACUGUCGCAGGAGUCCCUCCUGGAUGAGCUGGAAUCAGAACUGCUGGCUUGUCAGCUGCCUGAAGGUGAAAGUGCCGGACAGAGGAAAGGAAGCCCACCUGUGAACGGACUCCCCGCCGACCAGGAAGACUGCAUGGUGGUGUUUGAGAAGUGUGUGCAGUACAAAUAUGCUCAACAGGAGAAAGCUAUUCAGAAGUUGCUCGAGGAGAACAAGAGGCACCAGGAGCUGAUUCUCGGUAUCUGCUCAGAAAAAGACAGCAUGAAGGAAGAACUGAAGAAGAGGGCUGAAACAGAAAAGCAACACAUGGCCUCCAUUAAAAAGUUGGAGGGCAGGGUGGAGGAGCUGCUGAAAGAACUAAAGGAGUCGCGGGAUAAACUAAUCCACCAGGAACACACAGCUAAGGCCGCCCUGCAGCACAUGCAGAGGGAGACGACUUACCGAAUAGAACAGGUAAACAAGAAGUGUGAUGAGGCGCGUCAAGAGAAGGAGACCAUGGUGAUGAAAUACGUGCGGGGGGAGAAAGAAGCCCUCGACCUGAGACGGGAUAAGGAGGGUUUGGAGAAGAGGUUGAGGGAAGCUGUCAAGGAAGUGGACCGUCAAGCUCUCCGAGGAAACCAGCUCGCUCAGGAGAAAGGAAGACUGCAACAGCUGUAUGAUGUUAAGGAAGGUGAUGUUGGCAGGUUGACACGAGAGGUGGAAAAAUUGAAGGAGGAGAUCAACUCCCAUCUCAUCAAAGUCAAAUGGGCCCAGAACAAACUAAAGAGUGAAGCAGAUGCUCAUAAGGAAACUAAAGACAAACUGAGAGAGACCACGUCCAAGCUGGCUCAAGCUAAAGAGGAGACCGAACAGAUCCGCAAGAACUGCCAGGACAUGAUCCGAACAUACCAGGAAUCAGAGGAGCUCAGGUCCAAUGAGCUGGAUGCUAAACUGAAAGAGACCAAAGGAGAACUGGAAAAACACAAACAGGAGCAAACAGACCAGUUAGAGGUACACCGCGUAAAGGCCAAAGAGCUGGAGGACCUGAAGAGGAGUUACAAAGAAAGCAUGGAUGAGCUUGACACUCUUCGCACCAAGUUAAAGUGUCUCGAGGACGAGCGUCCACGAUGGGAGGAUGAGCUGUCCAAAUACAGAGAGAUUAUAAACCGGCAGAAAGCUGAGAUUGGCCGCCAGAGAGAGAAGCUAGAAGAGGUCACUGCACUUCAGGAGCAGCGACAGCGUGAUGAACAGGAGAUUGCAUCUCUCCGAGAGGAAGUGGAUGGCCUGAACAGUCAGAUGGCUGACCUGCAACGGGACGUUCAGGGCAGCAGGGAGCGUGAAGCUGAGUUACUGGGCUUUACCGAGAAGCUGAGCAGCAAGAACGCCCAGCUACAGUCGGAGAGCAACUCGCUGCAGUCUCAGGUGGAUCAGCUCACGGGCAGAUCCACCGAGCUCCAAGAAAAAGUAGAGGACACCAGCAGACUGCUUGAGGACAAGUCACGGCAGCUGAAACAGGAGGAGGCGCUGAGGCAGCAGGAGGUGCAGGGUCUGCAGGAGGAGCGGGGGGAACUGCAGGGGGAGGUGGCCCAGCUGAAAACCAGAGUAGAGGAGCUGAGGGAUGAGCUGGUCACUCAGAAGAGGAAGCAGGCGGCCAAUAUUAAGGACCUCACCAAACAACUGAUGCAAGCCCGUAAAAAGCUGGAGCACGGUGAGAAUGGAGGAUGUGAUGCCAGCAGUAUGGGCAGUCGCUCCAGUUCUUCAGGUACUGCCUUGAGAUUUGGCUCCUUGAAUGCACGCCAUAGUGGGAACAGUGUUGAAGAGCGGUCAGCAGAGAGUCAGUCGGGCCCUUCUGUGGUGGUUGUGGACAGCUUCCCAGAGGUGGACAAGGCUGUGCUUGUGGAGCGUAUAGUACGUUUGCAAAAAGCCCUGGCACGGAAGCAGGAAAAAAUCGAGUUCAUGGAGGAUCAUAUCAAGCAGCUGGUGGAAGAGAUCCGCAAAAAGACAAAGAUUAUCCAGAGCUAUGUGCUCCGAGAGGAGUCAGGGGCCCUCUCAACCGAGGCGUCGGACAUUAACAAGGCCCACCUCAGCCGACGGGGGGGCAUCAUGGCCUCGCUUUACACCUCCCACCCGGCGGACAGCGGGCUGACCCUGGACCUAUCGCUGGAGAUUAACAGGAAGCUGCAGGCCGUGUUGGAAGACACGCUGCUGAAGAACAUCACGCUGAAGGAGAAUCUGCAGACGCUGGGCGCUGAGAUUGAAAAGCUUAUAAAGCAGCAGAGGGAUCCCGAUGACGGAGUCCGGAGGAAGUGACGGGAGCACGCCACAGAAAAGAGGAGGCCAAGGACCAAAACCGUACCCUGUGAGGAAGUUCAAACCUUCUCUUGCAUAUGAAGGAGCAAAUGCUGUGUUCAAAGUGGGACGUGAGACCUCUCGACCUCUUUCUGUCCGGCUUGAAGGAAACGUACAAGUUUUUUUUUGUUUUUUUGUUUUCCUUCUGAUGCAAGAAUUCCUCUUUUGCCUCACGUGUCUCUCCCGCUGCCAAAAUAACUUUUUUGGACCAGUUUCUUCAGACUGCCUUGGCAAACACUGACCCUGGAUGCCAUUGUGAUGAAUGUUUCUGCAAGAUGUACCUUUAAAAAAUAUCCUAAUACUUUGAAUUUGCCAGUGAAUUCAUCCUAUAAAAAGAUGAUUGGAAGGAUUUAAGAAAGAAUAAAAAGGUAAGCUCACUGAAAGAAUCACGGCCAGCAAACUCUUUCCGCCCGUCCGCUGAAGCCCCUGAGACAGCUGUCAGUGAAGGACCGCACCCCCCCCUCAGUGCCAAACGGAGCAGCCCCGGGCUCGAUGGGACCUCGUGUGCCACUGUUUAGUUUAUUUAGUUUAAUUUAAGUGAAAUUGUUUUUGCUAUGCACAGCACUUGAAACGGAGCUGAUCAGACCAGCAGCAUCUCUCCAGCCGACUCUCCCAUCCGUGGAGACGGAGGUGCUCAACUUCCGGAAGCAUCUCUGUGAUGUUCCCAACAGCUAACAGCACAACGCCAUCAGGGUGGAGGUGUCCGGCCCCUGAGCUGCGUUACGUUUGAAGAAAAUGUAUGAGAGCUGAUGCUUAAAUCAUGAAGGCUGAAAUGUGGAGAUUGUCUUUAGUUCUGUUGAAAUGAAUGUAAUUAAUUUUUU
Molecule: messenger RNA, 4204 nt
Organism: Menidia menidia (Atlantic silverside)
Lineage: Eukaryota; Metazoa; Chordata; Actinopteri; Atheriniformes; Atherinopsidae
Source: the annotation of a GenBank genome assembly